UAUUGAAGUUAAAAUAUAAAUUAAUAAUGUUGAAAUAUAAAACAAAUUUUUCUUCUGAAAUAAAAAAAGGCCAAAUUGGCCACAAAAACACGAAACAGAAGAAUAUUAGUAAAGCAUGCAGAAACAACUUUUUUUAGGUAGUCGGAUAGGAAGAAGCAUGUGAAUUUACAUUCAAGUCCCGCGAAAAACGUGAUGAUAUAUAUGUAGGCGAUAUCGGUAUCGUAGGUAGGGAAUAUCUAUGUUAGAUAUGAUUGUCAGUUGUUGUCAGAAGAAAAGACAGUUUGUCUCACUUAUACUCCCGCGCAUCGGAGGUUUCGAAGCUUGCUUUUUGUGGAAAUGAAGGCAAAUAUAUGUAAAAAACAACAUUCAAUUAUUUAUUCUUUUUGUCACGGAUAGUAUCUGUACAAUAAAAGAAAAUGUUUGGCUUAUUCCCAAAAAUGAUCUUCGUAUCAAAAAUGAAAAACAUUUUCGUAGGAAGGUUUAAAGAGGAAAAAAACAAUGGACAUCAAAAGUACGUAGUAUGGGCAAUGAAACGUAAUGUGGGUAGAAUAAUAACAAAAUGUUUUGUAAUGGGAGAUUACAGUUCUGGUUAACUGGGAAACAUGGUUACCAACGUGUUGAAUUCAUACGAACUAGCAAGGUUUAAGAAUCAUAAGAUCGGUUCAAUUAAUCGAAAAGGACAAUAAAAUAUCAAUUUCAAAAGUGUGUAGGUGAAGAAUUAAAAAUAAAGUCCAAAAAGUAAUACCUUGUGCGUAAAACGUUUUGAACCGUGACAAUAUGAUAGUGGAACAUUUACCAUACCGAUUAAUAUUGCUUACUAUUAAUGAGAUAAAUUGUCUGACCAUAUCGGUUUUUACAUGUUUGUCAUUUAAAUUAUACAAACCGAAACAUGUAAACCAAUUUAACAAUGCAAUUGUUGCAAGGAACAAUUCGAGAAUGUUGUAUAUUAAUAUAAUAUUGCAGUUGUCAGAGAUAUAUUCGUAACCUAUAAUAUAAUCAUGAUGCCUAUCACUAGGUAGCCGGUGCAGACUACACUUGCGUAUUAGCUGGAUAUUGUGCAAGUAACUUCACCUUCUCCUCCAAUAAUUGCUAUAAAUACAUGCUCCCAGAUCAAUAUGGCGAUAUAAAGAAUCAUCACCAAAUCCAGUUUUCUUUGUGCCAUCCCGAAGAUUGGCUUAAAAUAAGGUAGCUAAAUUUUUAACCUUUUUUAGGGUUUAUCAUUUACUGAUAAAGAUAAAGUAUUUGCUGCUUUAGAUUAUUUUAGAUUUCCAUACACAAGUAUUUAACAUUGACUGGAAAUUUUUAAACGAUUUUGUAUAGAUGGGAAGAUUGGUGAAGCUCUCUUUAGGGCUUUGGACUAAAAAUUCAAAUGGAGAUUGGUCGUUUGAGGUAACUUCUUCUUAUCACGGUGAAGCCAUCAUAAUCAACAACAACGAAACCUUUGAUGGUCUGGUCGAGUUGAUUCGUAUAAGGUUAAAUCUCGGGAUACUAACUCCCGUUGCCUUGACUUAUCAACUCCCUGACUGGAUGAAUGUCCCUGAUGGUCCAAAAACGCCGCCGAUCACCUUAUCCUGUGACAAGGAUGUUGAAAUUCUGACAAGUGUAAGAGACUACAUGUCCGAGGCGGUGCUCUACGUAACUAGUGGACCUGAACUAGUUGCAAGGUACGAGUUCUUGCGUCGAUCGCCUUUCACUAUAGGUGAUACAACUUACCUCGAAGAGGGCGUAUCAGAAGCCCAACAUCGUCAAGCCAUUCUUGAUUUGGUUGGAGGCCAUCCAAUCGUAUGUAGCAAACACAUAUUGGAAAUAAUGUUCAAUGAGCCACAACUCCUCAUUGUAUUUCGUGUUGCUCUUGAGAUAGAAAUGGUAUAUGGUCUGCCUAAUGACAACGUCCAAGCAGAAGAGGCAACAGGGUUUCCACGGUUAACCGUCGACGAUGUUGUAGCUAUGGCAGAAGCCGGUACCAUUUCACCGGAGGAAGAGUUCUACUACGCUGAAAAUGAAGAAGUGCUCUACGGUGAACCGAUGAAUAUUGAGGAGUUGCAAUAUGAAAUCCCAAUUGGCCAACCAGCAUCUCUUCUGAAUCAUUCAACCCCUCUACAAGUGGAGCCGCUAAAUGUUUGGAGAGACAUGACGGAGGAAGAGGAAUACUGGGAUGGAAUAGCCGGUCAUGAAAAUGACUAUGAAGUGUACUAUGCACAUUCAACCCACCCAACUGAAGGUGUGAUUGGUUUGCCUCUUGCUCCAAAUCGAAGAAUCGCAGCCCCCCAACCAGCAACAAUAAUCAUCAUCGACGAUGAUGACGGCUCGACCACUGCUUCUUCAGACGGGUUGAACGAAAACAACAUCAUCACUUCUGCCCCUCCAUCUGAAGUUAUCGCAACAAUUGCCAUUGAACUAUCAAACAAUGGACCGAGUGUUAUGGAAGGUGAUAUCUCUACAGCAGUGGGUAACAUAAACCAAGCAGGAUCUUCGGAAUUUCCUAUUGGCCCAACUCUAGAGGACAACUCCAACAAGGCAGAACCUACCCUUGAUCUAACCCUUACUCUUGGAAAUAAAGUACCAAGCAAUGGAGAUGUUCCCGUCGAAUCUUUGAAUGGCUCGUGCUCUGAUCCGGAUGAGGGCAGCGGUGUGUUUCGUCCCUUCUUUUAAGAACUGCAUGUUUAAAUCUAUUAGAAUAAAUAAGUUGCCUCUUUUGUUGUGAAAUAGUUGGCUCAAGAAUAUCGUAUUUUGGCUUGUUUGAACACCACCGAUGCAGAACUUAUAUGUUUGUGGAAGUUUGUAAUGUGAAAAUAUGAAUGUAAAAUAUGUUAUCCUAUUUUAUAUUUCUCAAUUAGUAACUAACAAAGGCCGGAAAUCCGAAUAUUGUAGGAAACGAAACAAAUAAUUCUGAGGAAUUAUAUGUGGGAAAGAUUUUCAGAAAUAGAGCUGAUUUCAAACAACAAAUGGCAUCUUACGCAUUGAGAUGUAAAUUCCGGUUUAAAAACUCACGUUCAUCACCAGAUGGGAUGGUUCUUCAGUGCAUAAGUUUAACAUGCAAUUGGAGGGUUUAUGCAGUAAAACUGAAGAAUGUUGAAAAAUAUGAAGUUCGAAAACUAAAUUUGGACCAUACAUGUUCCGUCGACGAACGUGCAGGUAUACAACAAACAAUUUAGUAAACCAUACUAACCGAAUCAGGCCAAGUUCGUAACAAAUAUAUUACUUUCGAGUAAAGAAAAUAUAGAAAUAAAAUAUUAAAUAAGUCUUUCUAAGAACAAAAUUUUUUUCAAUUUUUCUUACAUAUGGUAUCCU
Molecule: messenger RNA, 3291 nt
Organism: Brassica rapa (field mustard)
Lineage: Eukaryota; Viridiplantae; Streptophyta; Magnoliopsida; Brassicales; Brassicaceae
Source: RefSeq, a predicted model, not a curated record